Molecule: messenger RNA, 4647 nt
Organism: Xyrauchen texanus (razorback sucker)
Lineage: Eukaryota; Metazoa; Chordata; Actinopteri; Cypriniformes; Catostomidae
Gene: ctdp1
Product: CTD (carboxy-terminal domain, RNA polymerase II, polypeptide A) phosphatase, subunit 1
Exons: 13
Coding region: 171-3017 (948 amino acids)
Cellular component (GO): nucleus
Molecular function (GO): RNA polymerase II CTD heptapeptide repeat phosphatase activity
Source: RefSeq, a predicted model, not a curated record
GCGGGAAGAGUGAACCUGUCCCUCAGCCUGUCCUGCAUUACACCUCAUUUUCAUCGCUUUAACAGACAACACAAAUUGGGAUCACAUUAGCGCUUUUACUUCUUUUAUUACCUGUCAUCAAACGCUUCCUGCAUCUCACCGCGUGUCUCUGAUAGAGGUUUACAGCUCUGAUGGAGGAGCCUGCAGACUCCGGCGGCGGCGUUGCGGCAGCAGAGGGCCCCAUGGUUCAGGUGACGGAGAUCCGCUACCCCGCAGGAGCGCGUCCUUUACGGCUGCUCGAGUGGAAGGUGAAACCCGGAGCUCUGGUGAACGUUGACUCCGUCAUCGCGGUUUGCGCGCCGAUUCUCGCCGAAAACGACUCAAGAGCGCACGAGAGAAAGCUGAAGUCAGACCGCGCUGGAUUUGUGCGCGAACUGUGCUGUCAACUCGGGCAGGUCAUCGCGCCUGGGGGUGUUAUAGCAAAAGUGGAAGAAUGCAGCCAUCCCGUUGUGAUGAAGGGCCUGUGUGCAGAAUGUGGCCAGGACUUAACUCAGCUACAAAGUAAGAAUGGAAAGCAGCAGGUGCCCAUCUCUACAGCAACUGUUUCCAUGGUGCACAGUGUUCCAGAGCUGAUGGUCAGCUCAGAGCAAGCAGAGCAGCUUGGCCGAGAGGACCAGCAAAGACUUCACAGGAACAGAAAGUUGGUGCUGAUGGUGGAUCUGGACCAAACACUGAUCCACACUACUGAACAGCACUGUCAGCGCAUGUCUAACAAGGGAAUCUUCCAUUUCCAGCUGGGACGUGGGGAGCCCAUGCUUCAUACACGUCUGAGGCCUCACUGCAAAGACUUUCUAGAAAAGAUUGCUAAACUCUAUGAGCUGCAUGUCUUCACUUUUGGCAGUCGUUUAUAUGCUCACACCAUUGCAGGUUUUUUGGACCCUGAAAAGAAACUCUUCUCUCAUAGGAUAAUGUCCAGAGAUGAAUGCAUUGACCCCUUCACUAAGACAGGCAACCUCAGAAAUUUGUUCCCGUGCGGAGACUCCAUGGUGUGCAUCAUAGACGAUAGAGAGGAUGUAUGGAAAUUUGCCCCCAACCUCAUUGCAGUGAAGAAAUACAUCUACUUCCAGGGCACGGGGGACAUCAACGCCCCGCCGGGCUCACGAGAGGCCCAGAUGGACCGAAAAGGUGCAGGCAAUCAGGCAGGGCGACCUUCAGAGAACGUGGAAUCAUCUGGGACAUCCGAACUAGAGGAACAGAGAAACGGCCUCAGGAAUUCCAGCAAAGACAAAAAAACUGGGCAUGAGGAGUCAUCCCCCUCUGUCAAAAAAACUCAGGGAGCCUCAACCAAUGAGAGGACUCACCCCACAGGGGAACAGUCCAAUGAUGGCAAGUGUAAUGUGAAAGCAGAGGGGGAGGGCAGCUCAGGUGUGACGAGUAGCUCAGGUGAGACUGAUGUACCAAACGCAGCUAAGGACGGCACUGCCAAUGACCUGGACUUUUACCUGUUGAGCGACAGCGACAAUGAUGAGGGUAAAGCGGGAUUAUCGGACAGCGAUGGAGAAGUGCAGUUGGUAGACCCCAUGAAAUCCAAACCAACAAAAACGGAGGAGUGUAAAAACAAAGAGGAUGAUGGGGAAGCUAUAAAACAGAGGACAGAAGGGGACGAAAUUCCUGACACGGAUCCGGAAGGUCUCGUUGAUUUGGGCAACGGCUGUUCUGAUAAGAAAGAAGCGGAAACGGAAUCUCAAAACAGCGAGCAGUCAGGUGUCACCAUGGGGGAGGAGUCUUUAGAUCACAGCAUGGAGUAUGAGGAUGAUGAGGAAGAGGAGGAUAGGGAUCAGGAUGAUCAUCUCAUUUACUUGGAGGAAGUUUUGGUUCGCAUCCACAGUGAGUAUUACUCGCGCUACGAGGCCUUCCUGAGGAAGGAUUGCUCCGAGAGUCCCGACAUCCGGAAGAUCGCCCCCGAGCUGAAGGGUCGCACGCUGGCGGGCACCACGAUAGUCUUCAGUGGCCUCUAUCCCACCAACUACCCAAUGGAGCGCACACGAGAGUGGUACCAUGUCAAGGCGCUGGGAGCCAAGCUUGGCAAGUCCCUGGUGCUCAAUGCCAAAGACCCCGACCGCACCACCCACCUUAUUGCUGCACGAGCAGGCACUGAGAAAGUGCGUCAAGCUCAAGGCUGUAAACAUCUUCAUGUGGUGAAUCCUGAUUGGCUGUGGGGCUGCCUGGAGCGCUGGGAGCGAGUCGAGGAACAACUCUUUCCUCUCAAAGACAAUAGCAAAUCACUCAGGAGCAGCAGUCCUACCACGUUUCCAGAUGUCCAGGUAUCCAUCACCAGGCCUCUGUUCCCACCCCCUCCCGUUCAGCACAAGCCCUCGCCAGUGCCAGAGAUGCGGACAUAUGACCAUGUCACCGGCAAACUCAUCCGCAGAGGACCACAGGCUUCCCGUCCGCCCUCUUAUCUUCAGUCGCAUGGAUCAUCCUCAUCUCUACCUGCACAGGGAGAUCUCAGGUUAGGUCAGGGGUCUCUGCAACUGGAGGGGGCUGCAGGAUCGAGUCAUGAUGAUGAGCAGCCUGGACCCUCUCGCAGGAAACUACAGCCCAGUAUGUCUGAAUCCAUGCCACUUUACACACUCUGCAAAGAAGAUCUUGACAGCAUGGACAAAGAGGUGGAUGACAUUCUCGGGGAGGAGAGUGAUAAUGAGAGUGAGGGGAAAGGGAAAGGGGAGAGGAUGGAGGCAGAGGAAGAGGAAGAGCAGCCUCAGACGAGAGGACAGAAGACCCCAGCAUCAGUUUGCGCACGAACCCUAAGCACUGUUGUUGAAGAAGCAGCCCAAAUGUCGACCAGUGCAGAUGUCGAUGUAAUGGAGAGCAUGCCCAGGGGCCACAAAAGAAAACUGGAGGAGGCCAGAGAAGAUGAUGCUGCAGACAAUGAUGGAGAUGAAGGCUCCAGUAAAGACUCCAAUGAGGAUGGCAGCAGCUCGGAGGCUGAUGAGAUGGCUGCUGCGCUGGAGGCGGAGCUUAAUGACUUCAUGUGAUCUGAUUGGAUGAUAAAAUAUAGCAAAUGAACUGCUCCAAUCAGAGCUAAUGUUCUCAUAUGGUACCUGAGAUAUAUGAAUGUGCGCUUGUGUCGCUGUUAUACAGCGCAAGUAAAUGCGCAUCGAAACAAACAGGAAGGAUUUACAAACAAGAUAGUAAAUGUACAGAUAGUUUUAGUCCAAGAAGUCAAAUGCAAAGUUCAAGUUUUAUUGUGAAUUAAUGUAGAUGUGUGGGAAGUAGAUUUUUUGUGUGAUGUUUUACCUUUUUUGUUCCAGUUACAAAACAAAUUUUUAUAUAAAUGUAAAUGAAAUUGAUAAUUGGUCAUGAAUGCCAAAGAAUCUGAACCGGGCCUAAGUGGGCCAGCAGCUACAAACUCAGAUGAUUUUUGGAGGGGUUUGUGGUCCUCACCAGCAGUCAAACUCAGAUGCCUGAAUGUGUCUUGUGCCUCUUUCCUUUAGUUUUGUGCUUUUUCCAGUGACGUUGAUGUCCCUUGACGAGUGUGAUUGGCACUGUGCUGCAUAUAUCCCAGAAAACCAGCACCUUUAGACACACCCAAAGCCACUGUCCUCACCUACUUUUACCAAAAACUUUCUAUUAGACAAUGUGAAUGGCUGUGAAUAUGAAUUGUAAAAUGAGUUAGAAUUAUUCACCUUUGCAUUUUUUGCAUUAAAGGAAUAUAUGUUAAGCUCAGUCGACAGUUUUUUGGCAUAAUGUUGAUUACCACAGAAAAUACUUUUGACUCGUCCCUCGUCUAUUUGAAAUUUUUGGUUACAAUAAGGCAAUGUAAGUGAAAUUGUGUGCCCAUAAACAUUAAUAUACACAAAGUUUUAAAAGUAUAGCCGCAAGUCCAAUACAUCACAUGUGAUUUUAGUGUGAUAAAAUGCCUGAUAGUGUCUAUCAAAGUUGUUAUAUUGCAUAUAACUUUACACUGAUAUGGUUGCUAAGCAAUCACACUAAAAUCAUGUUAAUAUGUAUAAUGUUUCUGUCUUGUGGCUAUACUUUUGAAACAGUAAGUGUUUUAAUGUUUAUGGACUGGCUCCAUUCACUUCUAUUGUAAGUGCCUCACUGUAAACACAGUUAAUAAACAGUCAAAAAUAUUUUCUGUGGUAAUCAGCGUUAGGCUUCAACAUUAUACCCGGAUUAUUCCUUUAAGACUUUCGAUUUGGUAUUAGUUCAUAAAUGUUUUAUUACAUUUUUGUAGGUUAAAUAUCUUUAAAUUGGUAAAUGUGAUCUUUUCUGUUCCUGGUGUUGCUGGCGCUGAUAGUGAUCACUGUGGCAUCAUUAAACCGGGUGUUUGGUAGGCACUCAUGCCAGUCUAGGUGGAGACUGAUCAGAUCCAGACUAAUAGGAUUCAAGUGACUUUGAACAGGAGUGCUGAUCUAAGGUCAGUUUUUGUUUUCAUACUGAACUGGUUCUAGAUGGGUAUUCAUUGGUCUUAGCGGCUUGAAAGACUAGACGUCUAGAUCUGAUUUUCCAAUAUUUCUCAGUGAUGAGAAAAAUAAGCUUGCUUUUAUGGCACUUCAUCUCUGUGUGCAUUUUGUGUUUGACUGACAGACAUUUUGUUCCUUUCAUUGUGUUGUGUUCAACAAUGUAAAGUAUUUGUAUAUUUAUUUCAUACCUGACCAAGAA